AUGGCGGCGACAAACGAAGAACUCCAAGCAGCGAUUUUGCAGCUUCUUCAGCGGUUGGCCGUUCCACAAGCAACGAACCCAGAGCAGGUUUUGGAAUCCCUGUCGACGAACAUCAGCGAGUUCUGCUUCGAUCCGGAGAACGGCACCACAUUCGAAAAAUGGUUUGCCCGUUACUCGGAUUUGUUUGAAAGCGACGCACGAAGUCUGGACGACGCAGCAAAAUCGCUACGUCAACUACAUCCUUCCAAAACUACCAAAGGACGUCACUUUGGCGUUACCGUCAAGACACUCACAAAGAUCUUCGGCAGACAUACCUACGUAUUCCACAAACGCUACCAGUGCAUGCAGCUACUCAAGUCCGAGGCCGACGACAUAAUCACCUAUGGCGGAAAAGUCAACAGGGCAUGUGAAGGGUUCGAGCUCCAGAAUUUGAAGAUUGAUCACUUCAAGUGCUUGAUUUUCGUCUGUGGUGAAACGGCUGAUGCUCCGGUGACAAUUCAAACUCUGAUCGACGAGUUCCAGCGGCUCGUCAACAUCAAGUCGGACACUACGAUGAUCGAACAUCCAUCAAGUUCGAAGAAUUCGGUCCAUAGCAUUUCGGAGAGGAAACCCGGAAACCAGCAUCGUCCACUGAAAACGGAAAGCAAGUCCACUCCUCGUACUCCAUGCUGGCAGUGUGGUCAGAUGCACUACGUCCGUGACUGUCCAUUUUCUGAUCAUCUCUGCAAGGUAUGUAACCGCAGCGGUCAUAAAGAAGGCUACUGUAGCUGCAUCAAGAAGUCUUCAAGCGACUCUUCAACUCAACCUCGAGAGAAGAAGCAGUUCCAGAAGAAGGCCGGUCCAGAUUUCAAGCCAAGGGAAUUUGACAAGUAUUGA
Messenger RNA from Ochlerotatus camptorhynchus, 876 nucleotides. RefSeq lists its product as uncharacterized. The transcript is spliced from 3 exons. The record is from RefSeq and is a predicted model, not a curated record. Lineage: Eukaryota; Metazoa; Arthropoda; Insecta; Diptera; Culicidae. Bases 1 to 876 code for a protein of 291 amino acids.